Messenger RNA from Pogonomyrmex barbatus (red harvester ant), 1463 nucleotides. RefSeq names its product glyoxylate reductase/hydroxypyruvate reductase. NCBI's taxonomy places the organism in Eukaryota, Metazoa, Arthropoda, Insecta, Hymenoptera, Formicidae. Gene Ontology annotation, molecular function: glyoxylate reductase (NADPH) activity; NAD binding; hydroxypyruvate reductase (NADH) activity. The record is from RefSeq and is a predicted model, not a curated record. Gene Ontology annotation, cellular component: cytosol.
UGUCAAUCUAAUUAUACUCCGUAUCCCCAACGCGUGAAACAUCUUGUCUGGUUAUCUUCGUCGUAUUAUCUUUAUCUCAAACCGGUUCACACCGGCGCGUGUAAAUGAGAAUUUUUCAGUCCACUUCAGGCGAUGCGCGUUUCCUCGAGUGUUUGAUAUAGUCAUCAGUUAUCGAUGAAAGUGUUGCAUGCGCUGGAAGUCUACGCUAUCGGAUACUCGAAUAGUUUUAUUACAUCUCGUUCAAUUGUAAUCAGUUGUCUGACUUAUAAAUAGCGUAAAAAAUGAAUUCGCCGGCUCUGCCACGCGUUCUGGUGACUAGCAACGAAGCACCUGCACCCGGUAUCAAUCUGCUUCGCGCAAAUUGCAACGUCACUAUUAUACCGGCUACUGUGGGCACUCGAGACCAAGUGCUGCAAGCCCUCCCUGGACACGAUGCUGUGUUUCUCGUUAAUCACUAUCAAGUCAAUAAUGAAUUUCUUGAUAUCGCUGGACCAAAUUUAAAAGUCGUGUCGACGAUGUCGGCCGGAUACGAUCACUUGGAUGUUCCAGAAAUUAAAAAGAGAGGAAUCAAAAUUGGACAUACACCAAUGGUACUAUCCGCUGCAGUUGCAGAAAUGGCCAUACUCUUAAUGUUAUCUGCGGCAAGACGCGCUCAUGAUGGUCGCACGGCGCUAGAAAAGAAUGAAGUAAAAAGGUCAUCACAAUGGAUGUUGGGACAAGAAAUACGUGGUUCUACAGUUGGCAUUUUUGGCCUUGGAAAUAUUGGUCAAGCAAUCGUUAAACGGCUAAUGGGAUUCGAAGUAGGAUGCUUUAUUUAUACCGGACAUUCACAUAAGAAAGCAGGUGAUGAACUUGGGGCAAUAUUUGUCUCUCUGGAUGAGCUUCUAACGCAGAGUGAUUUUCUUGUAAUUGCGGCACCUUUGACUAACGAAACCCGAGGACUUUUUAAUGAUGACACUUUUAAUAAAAUGAAAAAAAAUGCUAUCCUCGUGAAUGUAGCUCGCGGCCAAAUCGUCAAUACUGAUUCACUUGUGAAAGCUCUCCGUGAUAAAAAGAUAUUCGCUGCUGGCCUAGAUGUUACCGAUCCGGAACCGCUACCAGCGGAACAUGAACUUUUAAAAUUACCCAAUGUCGAAAUUGUGCCACAUUUGGGCAGCGCAACAAUCAAGACUCGUAAUGACAUGUCAUUAAUCGCAGCGCAAAAUAUCAUCAAUGGCCUUCAGGGCAAGCCAUUGGUUUACAGUCUAUAAUAAUAAUUAUCUUUCCUUCUUUUUUGUAUAUUCUUUAUAUUCUUCUAUAUAUUCUUUAUAUAGACAUCAAAAAUGCCAUCAAAAACAAUGUUGUUUGUUCAUACAUGAUUCAAAUAGAAGUCUUUUUGAUUGAAAAAGAACUAAAUUGCACAAAUGUAAUCACUUGUUAAAUUUUAAUCUGUAUUUGAUUAUUCAUAAUCAAUAAAUUAGCCA